GUGUCAACUACUGACCUCCAGUAUUCCUAUCAAGAAGUAACUCUGUACUUUUUAAAGUUUAGAAACAAUUUUUUUAAAGGUCACUUGGUCAUUUUGUUAGUUUUGCAACCAGAACAUUUCAUCUGCUUUCUCCAUUUCAUUUUAUCCAGAAGUGACCCAGGAUAAGAGCCAACGUGCAGGAUUGUAAAUCCGCUGGAUCCUUUUCUACUGGAGAGGUUUUAUAGGAUGGGAGAGACCUCUGGAAGGAUGCAUUACCUUAUCAGAAGUCAGUUAACCUCAGCAGUGACAAAGUUUCUCCUUAUGUGGUUUGCCUUCUUUGGGCUUUUUUCCCAAGCCAGUUUUAUGCUUAUCUGAUAUCAGCCUAACAUAGAACCAAAAUUCUUAUUUUCAUGUAAUUCUGUCCCCCACCCCCAUGUUUUUUUGGGAAAGAAUUCCUCAUGUUAAAUAACAGAAGACGUAACUAUAGGGCCAGGAAAGUAGGCUUUAGAAUCCCUACUGGCCUGCCUCCCAGCGCCUGGCAAAGCCUCCACAAACUCAGUUUUGAUGUCUAUCAAACAGGGGCAAAAGUAUCUAUCCCCAGAAAGCUGUGAGAAUCUUCUGAAAUCAGGUUGUUUAAGCUCUUGAUCUUGCAAAUAAUAGUCUUGCUCAUGGGAGUAUGUGGAGGGACAGAAGUCAAAGCUGGGCUGCUUCUCUUUCCAUCCCCUCCCACCUUCCUUCAGUCUCUGAAACAUGCUUCCAAAUUAGCCACCAUGAGAAGUUAAACACUGGUUCACUGACAGUUCCUUAAAAUAUUUAUUGACAAUCAUAUAUAAUCUUGAAAGCAUUCUUGAAAAGAAGUAGUAUUAUAGCUUUCAUCUUUUUUUUUUUAAAAUAAGUGCCUUUUAUUUAUUUUUAGAGAGAGAGAGUUAUUUAUUUAUUUUAGUUUUCAGUGGACACAACAUCUUUGUUUGUAUGUGGUGCUGAGGAUCGAACUCCGGGCCUCAGGCAUGCUGAGCACGCUACCGCUUGAGCCACAUCCCCAGCCCCUAGCUUUCAUCUUAAAGGUAGAAUUUCAUCAGUGGUUAGGUAAUUGCCCAAAGACAGAAGUAAAAGGUAAGUCCUGUUAUAAACUUGUAAAUGAGCCAGAGUUCCUGGGUUGGGGGUUUAGGUGUUAAUUGGUCAGAAUGAGGAUUUGACAUGCUUUUGUUGUUGACUCUCCUUCGUCACUGAGUCUGGAAAGAAUGGAGGACUAUCGUCCCCCCAACUCCAUGUCCUCUUGUUCUCAGCAGUUCCUGGUAUUCAUAGCCUGCCCUGCAAAGAGUCAUUUUGAUCAGGCUUCAGCUGCCUCUAGGCAGAAGGGGCGGCGGGAAGAGGCUAGCUGUCAUCCAGGAGUCAGGCAGGCGGCCAAGGUGAGGAAAGUGUGAGGGCUUAGCAAGACCUGUGGAAGGAAGUUCACGGAUUGAAGCUGUAAUUCACAGUGAUCCGGAGUCUGCUGCUUGCAUGGGAGCUUAGCCUUAAACCAGAGCAAACACGCCUUCUCUGCCAGAUAAAGCCUCUUACGUUUAUCUGUUUACUUGUAUGUUGAAGGCCUUCUUCUCCCUUAUAUUUUUGCUGAGAGUAGAAAUAGCAGCUGAAAGUUCUGGGUCUUGCUUAUUUUGAACUAUUAGACAUUAGCUCCUCACUUUCAAGAGGCCAGUUCAACUGUUUUUAAAUGAAACACGAAGGUAAUGCUGCUUUGGGUAAGCACCAGUUUGCCCAGUUUAAGUAUGCAAAGAGUGUAGGAGUUGCGUAAACAUGCAUUUCUGAAUAAUUGAAUAUGGAGACAUUCUUUAAAAUGUCCACUUGCUGUUUCCUACAUUGGACUUUUAAGAAGAAAGUAGAAAGAGUGACUAAGAUUUCAUUCUGUCUUCUUGGGUCUGGAAGCCUCCUAGUAUGCUGUCCGUCUAUAGGAAAAUCUGUCACUGCUCCCAGAGGUGGAUCUACCUUGGCUGCCUCGGGAUAUCUAGCCUGGCAGCCUGUGUCAGGGGUUUAAUCAUUGUCUUUUGACGUUCAUCAUCUCUGGUAUUCAGUUCUUGAACUUUAACCAUUUGAAAGUGAAAGUUGGUUUCUACUGGCAUGCAUCUCUGGUCCGGAAGUUGUAGACACCAAAGCAUUUGGGAGAGACCAUCAGGUUGCCUUCUUUCUUUCCCUCUUCUCUGUUGUAGAACUAAUUGCAGUCCCAAUUUUUCUCCCUUUAUGACUUUCUUAUUCAGCUCUUUCUCAAGUACCCAGUACAGUUUGGCAUGCUAGGCUCUCUGAACCUUGGAGCUGGAAGGAAAGCACCAAGAUGAUCUCAUGCUGUCCCCUUCCUGUGACAGAAGGGUCAGCAGGAGGAAGCAGGAGAGUGCAUAGAAGGGCUUCGGGAGCAUGACUACCUUCUGAUUCAUUCUUGCCGGCAGUGGACCACCAUCACUGCCCAUAGCCUGGAGGAGGGCCAUUACGUCAUUGGGCCAAAGAUAGAGAUUCCGGUACACUAUGCAGGGCAAUUCAAGCUGCUGGAACAAGACAGAGACAUAAAAGAGCCAGUGCAAUAUUUCAACAGUGUGGAGGAGGUGGCUAAAGCAUUUCCUGAACGCGUGUACGUCAUGGAGGAAAUUACUUUCAACGUGAAGGUGGCUUCAGGAGAGUGCAAUGAGGACACUGAAGUUUACAACAUCACCCUGUGUACUGGGGAUGAACUCACUCUAAUGGGUCAGGCAGAAAUCCUUUAUGCAAAGACUUUCAAGGAAAAGUCACGACUUAACACAAUCUUCAAAAAGAUUGGGAAGCUCAAUUCCAUCAGCAAACUAGGAAAAGGCAAAAUGCCAUGCCUCAUUUGCAUGAAUCACAGGACCAACGAAAGCAUCAGCCUUCCAUUCCAGUGCAAGGGCAGAUUCAGCACCCGAAGCCCCCUGGAGCUUCAGAUGCAGGAAGGGGAACACACCAUCCGCAACAUCGUGGAGAAAACCAGGCUUCCUGUGAAUGUGACUGUCCCAAGUCCUCCGCCCAGAAACCCAUACGACCUUCACUUCAUCCGAGAGGGGCACCGCUACAAGUUUGUGAACAUCCAGACCAAGACGGUGGUGGUUUGCUGCGUGCUGCGGAACAACAAGAUCCUCCCCAUGCACUUCCCUUUGCACUUGACCGUCCCCAAGUUCAGCCUCCCAGAACACCUGGUAAAGGGAGAGGUAUGGCCUGAAACCCUGGUCCAUCACUGGCUGGGUAUCUGCCAAGAGCAGUUUGACAUUGAUGAGUAUUCACGGGCUGUCCGGGAUGUGAAGACAGACUGGAAUGAGGACUGCAAGAGCCCCAAGAAGGCCCGGUGCUCUGGCCACAACCACGUGCCCAAUUCCCUCAGCUAUGCCCGGGAUGAGCUCACCCAGUCCUUCCACCGGCUCUCAGUCUGUGUGUAUGGCAACAAUCUCCAUGGCAACAGUGAGGUGAACCUCCAUGGCUGCAGGGACCUGGGGGGAGACUGGGCCCCCUUUCCUCAUGACAUCCUGCCCUAUCAGGACUCUGGUGACAGUGGGAGUGACUACCUUUUCCCAGAAGCUACCGAAGAAUCAGCAGGUGUCCCAGGGAAGUCAGAACUUCCUUAUGAAGAGCUGUGGCUGGAGGAAGGCAAGCCCAUCCGUCAGCCUCUCACUCGCUCUCUGAGUGAGAAGAGCAGAUGUGACCCGUCGAGAGGAUCUGCCCGGUCCAAAUGCGCAACUUCUCCUCUUCCUGUCCCUGAGACUCUGGGAGCCACAAUGAAGUCUUCAGAAAUUGCCCUACCUCCACCUCCAGUGCCUCCCAAGUCUGAAGCCGUCAGGGAAGAAUGCCGGCUCCUGAACGCCCCACCUGUUCCACCCCGAAGCACAAAGCCUUUGUCCACGAGUCCCUCCAUCCCUCCUCGCACAGUCAAGCCAGCACGGCCACAGACUCGCUCUCCCAGCCCCACCUUGUCCUACUAUUCUUCAGGGCUGCACAACAUCAGCUCUACUAAAAGUGACACAAGUCCUUCUGAAAGUGUUCCUGUCUCCUGCUAUCCGUGCAACCGAGUGAAAGCUGAUUCUGUGGACCUGAAAUCCCCAUUCGGAAGUCCUUCUGCUGAGGCCCUGUCCUCCCGGCUCUCAUGGCCUAAUCAUUAUUCAGCCACAUCAGAGAGCCAGACCAGGAGUGACUUCCUGCUGGACCCAAGCAGGAGUUACAGUUAUCCCAGACAAAAGACACCAGGCACACCAAAGAGAAACUGCCCAGCACCUUUCGAUUUUGAUGGCUGUGAGCUCCUGAGCAGCAACCCCAGCUCAGUCACUGCAGAAUUCAGUAGCACUGUCUCUGGUUGUCCCAAGUCAGCUAGCUACUCUCUGGAGAGCACAGAGGAGAGUGCUCUUGCACCCUGCAUGACCAAGCAGAGUAUCUCCUGCCCUGCCUUACCCCCCAGGGCCCCAAAGCCAGUGGAACAGAAAACCGUCCCUGAAACAUCUCCUUUGCCUCUGAAAAUCGAUGGUGCUGAGGAGGACCCCGAGCGGGGGUCACCGGACCUCUCUGAGGACCAAUAUUUUGUUAAAAAGGGCAUGCAGGACAUCUUUGCUGUCUCUUACCCUUUCUCAUCUCCGCUUCACCUCCAGCUGGCCCCCAGGUCCUGUGGUGAUGGUUCCCCGUGGCAGCCACCCGCGGACCUGUCUGGACUGUCUAUAGAAGAAGUGUCCAAGUCCUUGCGGUUCAUUGGUUUGUCCGAAGACGUCAUAUCCUUCUUUGUCACCGAAAAGAUUGAUGGGAAUUUGCUUGUUCAACUAACGGAAGAAAUUCUCUCAGAGGAUUUCAAGUUAAGCAAACUGCAGGUGAAGAAAAUAAUGCAAUUCAUUAAUGGCUGGAGGCCCAAAAUAUAGCCAAAUAUCCCCAGCUAGCAUGGGACAGAACUAAUUGGCACAUGUGCCAGGAGGGGUGGGCUGGGACACAGUUUCAUGUUUUUGCACUAAAAAACCUUCUCUGUAAAUAGGGAUAAGAGAAACUCUUACUAUGCAGAUUACAUUUUUGAAUGGUGAACAGGCUAUUUUGUACAUCAAUAAAGAUGCUGUACAGAACACUUAGAGGUGUGCCUUGUACGUCCCUCAACACUCAGCAGCUGCUACCAGAACAAAGGCAUAUUCAGAGAACUCAUUCUUACCCAGUCGGUUUAUGCGAGAAGGUAUGAUAUUUAUUACAAAAUAGCCAAAGCUGAAAGACAUAAGAAUCUUAAAAAAAUAAAUAAAUAAACAUUUUUUUUAGCAAUUCCCUUCUUUGGGGGAGUUGACUUUAGACAAUUAACUAUAUUCUGUGCUCUGUUGUUUGGAUUGCUUAGUGCUUAUUGUUUUACUCUUGUGCCUGAAAAUGUUAGUGAUAUGAAAUGACACUUUACUGUUAUGCUUGGUGGGGAUCUUUUUAUCUAGAAGCAUUUUCCAAAAGUCAUGUGCUGAUAGAAGAUAGAUGAUGUCCUUAGAAAUAAUACAAAUCAUGACCACAGUAAUUGAUCUGUAACUGCUGCUAAUUUUUAUUGAGCAGAGAAAAAAAAAAGACAUAUACAUAUGUGAGCCUAUGUUUUAAACAUAAUUUUGAGUCUGAUAUUUCAGGUAACAUCUAUUCGCAUUCAAAUAAAUAUCCAUUGAGGUUUGGGGACCUUCAACAAAGUUGAUUAUCUUAGGAACGGUGGAUGGGAUGAUUCCAAAGAUUCUCCACACCCUAAAUCUUGAAGCUCAGUCUUACUAGGCUUCAUUGCUGAAAACUUUGAACAGACCCGUGAAAUAUCUGUAAUGAAGAAAUUAGUGUGUUUUCAAGCCCAUUACAGGGCCAAUUCUUGCAUAUCCAUGCUGGCAUCCAGAGAAAUGAUAGUUUCUGUCAAAUAAUAAUUCUCAGCUUUGAGGGUCUUUUCCUGGGUGCCUGCCAAUAAUCGGUCCAAAAAGUACUUCUCAGAGUAUGAGGUGUGUCAACACCCUUCUGAGAGCUCACAAAUCAAACAUACCAACCCUGUUAUUCUAUGCCCUGCAUCUGAUGGGUAAUUAUUUUUAAAAUAUCAAUAAAUAUACUUGUUAAUUUCAUACACCUUUUCUUUCCUCUCUUCCAAAGAAAAUACUUGGUCACCAUACUUUUGUUCCAAGAAUUCCAGAAGUCGGAGAAUUUUUGCUAAACAGUGACUAACUAUUCUAGAACAUCAUGGCUUCAUCCCCAUUCUUGACUUUUUGAAGGACCAUUAUUAACCUUAGAGAAGUUUGAGUCCUCUUAUCAAGGCAUCCAGACAGCCCCCAAGUCCGACCCUGGAUCCUGAAUGUGUAGACAGCCUUCGACAAGUGUGCGCUGUGGCCUCUCAGGUCCGGCAGAUCAGUCACUAGGGUGUCAUCAUGCCUUGCAGGGUUGGGUCAUAUUUUAUUGUCUCCUCUUCCUACUUCCCAAAGUUAAAAAAUAAAUAAGUUAAUUUAAAGACAAGACCCGCCAGUCUGGGUUUUGUAUUUCUGUGAAAUAUGUCUACUAUUUCUUAGCAUUAGUAAAAUGUUUCUAAUGCAUCUGAUGGUAGUAGUGAGGUGAAUCGGUACCUAUUUUAAUUUUCCAUCUCAGAAGUCCUUUAAAAAAGAAAAAAAAAAAAAAAAAAAACAGCUCUUCAUUCCUAAUAUGCCUCCCAAAAUGUAAAUACUAUACUCCAGGUAAAAAGAGUAACCUAUAAACUGUCAAAACUGGAGCACCUCUUCCUAAGUAGCUGUCAGAUGUAUGAAGAAGUUUCCCACGCCACACUCACGUGACCCACAAGACUGUUAUUUAGAAAACAUCCCUCUUAGGAAAUUAACCUCUCAGAAUUUCCCUUUAGGAUAAAAACAGACGAGAUGUGGUUGGAAAGCGGCUUGCUUUCAUUGGUACACCCUUGCUCCCAACAGUUUUUCAGCAUUCAGCACUUGGACACGAUUCUCAAACUCAAAAGCAAGAAACAGGGUUUGUUUUGGUUUCGUACAAAAGGUCACCUCCCAUAAACACUUGACUCCAUUUGUCUUUUUUUCUUUUGGAAAAACCUUAGACAAAAUAGGGUCAUUUUCCUUUUGCUCAUUUGUUUUGAUCUUGGUGUAUUCGUGCCAAGUUUAUAUUGAUUGGCAACCUGGAGUCCUCAAGGACAAGGACCUGCCUUAGAUUCAUGUAUUCAUGAUACAUUCAUGGAGCAACUUUUUUGUGCCAGGCCCAAUACCAUAAAAAGACCCAGCCCCUGCCUUCUUGGAGCUCACUUUGUUCAUACUUAAAAUCACAGUUGCUGAGACGGUGUAGGUAUGGAUAAGAGAGACGUGAACUCCUCUGGGCAGCUGGCUGUAUGGAGAGUGAAGUGUGUCCUGUCUUUUAAAUAUGCACAGAUGAGAGCAGUGGCAGCUAAGGGUAUUAAAUAAACACCACAAGACUGUUCAAACUUGUAACAUGGAGGCAGAAAGUGUCCUCUCACUGUCUUGUAUUUUUCUUUUACUGACUUGGAAUUUUGGUUUAAUCCUAAUAAAAAGUAUCUUCUGCAUUUCUAAAAGCCACAAACGUAACUGUUGUUCUGAUCUGAGCACCUGUCUGGCAUGCCCUUGAUUAGACAGUAUGCACAGCCCCCAAAAGAAUCAUGACAAUAAAUGCAGAACAGGAAUCUGAAGGAAACAGCCCCUCCUUUCUGAGAGCUGUGAUCUGCAAUGAAAAGCAGUGUGCAGAGAUCCCAUGAGCAGAAUCUUUUCUACCAGCUGGUCAAGACUGAAUGCAUCCUUGUUUGACAGGUCCCUAGGAUCGGAAGAGUGACCAUGGUGUUUGGGGGAAAGUACCUUUUUUUUUUCCAGUACUUAAAUUCAUGGCUAAAAUCAUCUUCACAGCCCCCAUCAGAGAAGAAAAUCAGCAAUAAACCAAGCCAAGCAGCUGAAACGUAAAAUGACCCAACGCAGAAGGAGAACUCAAACACAGAUCAAUUCCUUCUCAGAAUCUUGUAAACGCCUUCAAGUUGUCUCUUCUUUAAGUUGAGCUGUUCAACUUUAUGAACUGUGAAAUGUACGCUCACACUCUUUGAACCAACCCACAUAUACCAUCCAAGUUUAUGAAGUUGUAGCAGACACCCAUUCAGCUAAAUCGCAGUGUUUAUUCUUGUCUCCUGGAAAAAUCCAGCAAUCUUAUGGGAAAUAUUAUGACAGUCCAUUCCAACCUAUGGCAGACACAUUAACAGCCUCUGCUCACAUUCCAUAGCCACCUGCACAUCAGCCACACAUCUCCCGGAGAAGUGCAGGGGGUGAGUGUGGAUAGACAAGUCUUUCAUUUUCCAAACACUUGGUAUAAUGAGUUGCUACUCGUCUAGCCUAAGUAGUAUAAGGUUGGCAUUCCACAAACGAGAAAGCAAACUAGUUCUCCAAGAACCUGGUGAACUGUUCAAAGAAAAUUUUAGUUUCAAUCUCCCAGAAAAGUUAAAUCUGUUGUUGGACACAUAAGGCCUUCAGAAACAUGUCCAUUAUUAUCAAUUUCCACCAUUUUUCUAGUAAUCUUAAGGCUACUAAGGCAAGAACAGUGAAAAGGCCCAACGUACAAAUGAUGGCAAAUAGGACUUUCAUACUAUGGGGUGGUUAUACUGUGAGAUUCUUAGGCCGCAUCUGUUAAAUCACAUCAGUCAGUUUUCAAAACUUGGAGUUUUGAAAUUUGUCUCAUUGUGGUAGCCAGAAACAAGGAGUAAAUGCAAUUUCGGUUAAAACUAUAUAUAAAUGUCUAUAUAUAAAUAUCUUCUGUAAUUUUGCUGCUCUAAUUUGUAGCUAUGAAUUUUUGUAAUAGAGCUUAUCAGAUCACAAAUUUUUUUGUUUACAAUCUCAUGUAAUAGGGCUCAGAUAAUUUCUUAACUAUAAACUCCCAUUUUUACAUUCAGUUCCAUUCAAAAUAUUGUUUCAACUCAGCCUAAAAAAAAAAAAAUUGAACUCCAUUAAGAAUUUGGGGAAUUCUCUUCAACUUAAAUGGAGAUGUUGUAUUGUUUGCAGAGAAUUUUGUAACUGUCUUUACAGUUUCUUGGCUUGGAAAACUGAGGUUGUUAACUAUAAGUUAACAGUUGUAUCAUUUUCCAGUGGGCCCAGUGUGUACCUCAAGAUAAACACAGUGUGUUAUGUCUAAAAGAACUCAUUGUCUGUUGAUCUACAUGGUUCCAAAAUGUCUAUAAAUAAAGAAAUUUUCAAAGAUG
Molecule: messenger RNA, 9163 nt
Organism: Marmota monax (woodchuck)
Lineage: Eukaryota; Metazoa; Chordata; Mammalia; Rodentia; Sciuridae
Gene: Garem1
Product: GRB2 associated regulator of MAPK1 subtype 1
Exons: 6
Coding region: 2604-4868 (754 amino acids)
Biological process (GO): epidermal growth factor receptor signaling pathway; cellular response to epidermal growth factor stimulus
Molecular function (GO): proline-rich region binding
Source: RefSeq, a predicted model, not a curated record